Vitis riparia (riverbank grape) is the source of this 3633-nucleotide messenger RNA. Its product is annotated as myosin-binding protein 3. The coding region runs from base 217 to 3168 and encodes 983 amino acids. The transcript has 4 exons. Lineage: Eukaryota; Viridiplantae; Streptophyta; Magnoliopsida; Vitales; Vitaceae. The record is from RefSeq and is a predicted model, not a curated record. Gene Ontology annotation, molecular function: myosin binding.
CUGUCUAACGGAUCCACACCAGGUGGGCUCAGCAAUUCAUUUUCAUGGAUGGGUGGUGGUCCUCACCAGUCCAGGCCAGGCCAGAUUACUAUCCAAAUGGGGAGCCUAAGAAGUAUUACUAAAAGGGAAAAUACUUAACUGGCAUGAAGUUGAAGCGUUGUCAAGGCUUCAAAAAGCCUGCCUUCUUUGUUCUAAUCAAGUAACAGCAACGCAUCCAUGGCUCCCAACAAGUUUGCAACCAUGCUUCACAUGAACACCCACAAAAUCACUGUAAUUCUAGUGUACGCAGUCCUUGAAUGGCUUCUCAUUAUUCUCCUUCUCCUCAACUCUUUCCUCUCUUAUCUCAUCUCCAAAUUUGCCGCCUACUUUGGCCUUAAACCACCUUGCCUAUGGUGUGCUAGAGUGGAUCACCUCUUUGAGCCUCCUGCUGCCACCAACGCAACUCAGUCCUACUACCAUCUUGUUUGUGAGGCCCAUGCCUCUGAGAUUUCCAAGCUGGCUUACUGCUGGGAUCAUCGGAAAUUGGUUGAAUGGGAAGACAUGUGCAACGACUGCUCCUCCUCUCGCCCCGGUUGCUCAGGAAAACCAUUUGAAAUCUCACACCAAAUGGCUUUCUUUUCAAGCACGCCUCACAACAAUGCUGCAAUUAAUGGUGAGAGGGAUCGUAGGUGUUGUUGCUGUGAUCACCUCUUCACCACAAAAUUCUGCCCUCCUUAUUUUCUGUUCAAGCCUUCCUGGAACAUUUUGGAAUAUUCCCGCAAGGGAAACCUGAUUGUGGAAGAGAUGCACAGUGAAAUCUAUGGAGAUGACUUCUCAGACAACUGCGAAAAUCAAAGUGAAAUGAAACACAACGUGGAAGCCGAUGUUGGGAAUGACCAAGUGUUGGCAAAUGAACAGCUCAUAGUUUCUGAUGUCCAAAGUAUUAGCUUUCCAUAUGAUGACAAGGAAGGAAAUGAAGAUGAGAAAGCAGACAGUACUAAAAUCACACCGCCAUAUUCCAAUUCUAAGGAUUUUCUUCAUCCAUCUUCUGAUGAUGCUGGCAUCCAAACUUGUUGCAGAGCGGAUGAAUCUCUUGAAAUCAUCAAUCUGCAAUCUAAGAUUCAUAUCCAUCCUGAAUUUCAUCGCAUAAUCCCUUUUCAUUUGAUUGAUUCUUCAACUACUGAGAACCAGAGGUCAUACAAAUUUACUAAAGGAGGUCGAAGGCAACAUGAACUUCAGCAUCAUGGAACUUUUCAUUCUGAGUCCCUCAUCAAAUCAAAUGAAGAGAUUCCCAGGAUCUCAAAAGAUGCAACACUACUUAUAACUAAUGCUGAGAAGGCAGAAAAGACAAUCUCCAAAGAGCUUAAAAGCUUGGAGAUGGGUGCGAUUGAGGAUUCUGUGGCUCUAAAUACUGGAGAUGGAAGAAACGAAGAUUUAGUUGACAAGGCAUUUGAACAAGCUAUUACUAGUCAAGCAGCCCAAAACGUAUCUACUGAUACAAACGAAAGAGAAACUAAAGCUAUGAAAGAACCCGAUGAUCCUACAGCUCCUGAAGGAGACAGUUUUAAUUUGUCAGGUGAUGAAAUCAAAUCUGAGAUCUUGACAGACAUGAAAGCGUUUGAUUAUGAGCCAACUGAUCAAGCUCAAACUCAAGAAUCAAUUCCCUUACUCAUACACCUAGGAGAAGAUCAACCUUUAAUGAUCUGUGAUAGCAUUCGAAUUAUUACUAGCCCUGAUGCAUUCAUAGCUGAGAAUGACCAAGGUCUAAAUCACACUGAGAAAGCUGCCAGGGGAGAAAGCAUAAAUUUUGCUGAAGAGAAUCAACAAGGGAUAAAGCUUCAUUUAUCCCUAUGUUCAGAGGCCUGUGAGGUGGAGGAAGAGAGGUUUUCUGGCACACCCACUUUCAGGGAAGGCCUCCACCACCUACAUAAAGAAUUACUAUUACCAGAUAAAAAAGAAUCAGUAAUGGAGAACUCAUUUGAUGGAAGUGUGAUUAGUGAGAUGGAAGGUAGUGAUACAGUUUUCACCAUUGAACGCCUCUCAGCAGCGCUUGAAGCAGAACGCAAAGCUCUUAGAGCUCUAUAUGCAGAACUAGAAGAGGAAAGGAGUGCGUCUGCAAUAGCUGCCAACCAGACAAUGGCCAUGAUAACCAGGCUUCAAGAAGAGAAGGCUGCAAUGCAGAUGGAAGCAUUGCAAUACCAGAGGAUGAUGGAAGAACAAUCCGAGUAUGACCAGGAAGCAUUGCAGCUUCUAAAUGAGCUCAUGAUUAAGAGAGAGAAGGAGAAGCAAGAACUGGAGAAGGAGUUAGAAAUACAUCGUAAAAAGGUUUUGGAUUAUGAGUCAAAAGAGAAAAUGAUGAGAAGAAGGAAAGAUGGAGGGAGCCUAAGAAGUAGAAUCUCUUCUGCUACUUGCAGCAAUGCUGAGGAUAGCGAUAAGCUUUCUAUUGAUCUUAAUCAAGAAGGGAAAGAUGAAGAUAGUAGCUUCUGUGGCCAUCAAGAAAGAAACAGCAAUAGUACACCUGCUGAUGCAGCCCUAGACUUGGAUGAAAUGGGGCUAGAAUGUGUGAAUCAUUUGAGCACACUUGAAGAAUCAUUGGCAGAAUUUGAGGAGGAGAGGAUGUGUAUUCUAGAACAGCUCAAGGCACUGGAGGAGAAGCUUUUCACAUUGGGAGAUGAAGAAGAAUUCUUUGAGGAUGUAGAACAGAUGGAACAGUUUCCAGAACACAAUGGCAAGGAGUUGGAUGAGGAUUGUGGAUUUGGAAGUGGAGAAGUACAAGGAGUCUCAAAUGGACUUCCCAAGGAAAUGAGUGGAAAGCAAUAUUCAGAAAAAAAGACAAAGGGAUCCAAUGCAAAGAGCCUGCUUCCACUUUUGGAUGCAAUCCAUAUUGAAUCUGAAGAAGGGGUAUUAGAGGAAGUACAAAUUGAAUCUGAUUCUGCUAGAAUGCUGGUCUCUUCAGUUUCCCAAUUUGAACUGGAACACAAGAAACUUGCAAUUGAAGAGGAGGUGGACCAUGUAUAUGAAAGGCUACAAGCUCUGGAAGCAGAUAGGGAGUUUAUGAAGCAUUGUAUCAGCUCCUUAAAGAAAGGAGACAAGGGCAUGGAUCUUCUCCAAGAAAUCUUACAACAUCUCCGAGACCUGAGGACCGUAGAAGUGCGGGUGAGGAACAUGGGUGACACUACUCUAAUCUGAAGUUGCACUUCAACUACUGUACCAUGAAUUAGAAGUGCCGGAGAGGUGAUAUUUGACUUGUUUUCAGGUUUCUUUCUUCCUUGGAGUUAAUUGGGGACUGACUAUGCAGGGUCACUCAUCUUGAGCAUUGAGGACUUUGGAAAAAGAAUCUUGGAAUUCUGCAUUCUCCUCUCUUUCCCUGGCUAAUCACUGCCUUCUCCUGCACUCUCCAGGCAAAAGGUGAAAGAGGUUAUGUGUAGUGUCACUUGGGACUCGUCUAUUUCUCUUCUAGUUUAUGCAUCAUUUGAUAUCAUAUGGAGUUCGAUCAAUGAGGUGGAGACAAAGUUUAAUUAUUUGUAAGCCACAUGUAUGUCUCAGUCUGUUAAUAUUCGUGAGUGGUUCUGGUUCUUAUUCCCUUACUUUCUGUACCAUUUCAUAACAUGGAUAGCUUUACAAACUAAAAUAAGACAUUUCUUUCUCCUGCUA